Fonsecaea nubica is the source of this 807-nucleotide messenger RNA. RefSeq lists its product as hypothetical. The transcript has a single exon. Gene Ontology annotation, molecular function: RNA binding. Bases 1 to 807 code for a protein of 268 amino acids. The record is from RefSeq and is a predicted model, not a curated record. Lineage: Eukaryota; Fungi; Ascomycota; Eurotiomycetes; Chaetothyriales; Herpotrichiellaceae.
AUGUUCUCCGUAAAUGGUUCCGGUCAAUUUCUUGGCUACGCGCUCCUGACAUCCGCUAUUGCCUAUGAUGAGAUGUACAACCCGACAAACGACCGAGAAUUACAUUUCCCUCUAUCUGCAGAAGACGAAAGCCGGGCCCCAAAUGCCAAUGGUAACAUCGCACCAGUGUCCAGCGGUCAGACUCCUAGCACAACCGUUAAAUCGAGAAGUCCCAGCGAUGCUUCAUCGAAAUCUUUGCCGGUCCCUCUCCUCAACCAAGGCAUAAUCCGAUACAAGCCAAGCAGACGGCAGAUCGUCUGGGAGGCUUCAUCGUGCGACCGCCGGGACAGCGCCGCAUCGGAUAGCGAGCCUAGCUCGGCCUCCAGAUCCCUUUCAAGUCUGCAGGAUGGCGCGGAUAAACGCAGCGCGAGUUCGUCAGACAUGUCGCCGAUUGUAAAACAGAAUCCGUCGUUCUGUGGCGAAAACUCCCCACCUACCUCGACGCGAUCUCCUUCGUCCACUGGUAUUAGAGGUGAAGGCUUGUCAAAUUCUGAUAAUGAUACUACCGUGAUGAGAGCAGUCCAACAGUUCGGCCACCCGUGUCGAAUCAAGUGGCUCGCCGCCGAUUCCCUGUCUUUCGACAAGGUUUGCGGCAUCAGGAACGAGUGGAAUGAUAAGAAACAGAUUUAUGUGGCCAGAAACGCCACCCCAGUCCAUCCAGAUGCUGCAACGGCACUACUGGACGUCUGGAGGUCUUUGGCGACUCUGAAGAGGAUGGAAAGACCCAGAGAGGCCAGCGCGAGAGCCUGGGGAAAUGUCAGGCGUUAA